This is a messenger RNA of Conger conger (European conger), 2068 nucleotides long. RefSeq names its product activating transcription factor 3 (gene atf3). The record is from RefSeq and is a predicted model, not a curated record. Gene Ontology annotation, cellular component: nucleus. NCBI's taxonomy places the organism in Eukaryota, Metazoa, Chordata, Actinopteri, Anguilliformes, Congridae. The transcript has 4 exons. The coding region runs from base 137 to 742 and encodes 201 amino acids. Gene Ontology annotation, molecular function: DNA-binding transcription factor activity, RNA polymerase II-specific; RNA polymerase II cis-regulatory region sequence-specific DNA binding. Gene Ontology annotation, biological process: regulation of transcription by RNA polymerase II.
UCUACCCCAUAUAAACGGGUGAUGCAACUCUACGCUGGUAUCUGUAAGUUUCCCUUCAGAGUAAACUGGAACCGAAGUAAAGCGUUUCGUGUUCUCCAAAUUGCCUUAAACGUCACACUAACUUGAAGUCACCAUAAUGAUGCUUCAGCAUCCUGGACUGGGUCCCUCGGAGAUCAGCGCGUCUGCCUUGGUACCCUGUCUGUCUCCGCCGGGCUCACUUACGCUGGAGGACUUCACCAACUUCACGCCGCUCGUCAAAGAAGAGCUACGCUUUGCUAUCCAGAACAAACGUCUGUCGAACGGACUGAGCACAGUCAUGAGCGACUGCAUCAGCUCGAGCUCGGAUAGAUCCACCGAGCCCCCACUUAAGAAGGAGGUGACCACAGCAGACACUGACAGGAGGAAAAGAAGACGAGAAAGGAACAAGAUAGCUGCUGCUAAAUGUCGGAAUAAGAAGAAGGAGAAGACUGAUGGCCUACAGAAGGAGUCGGAGAAGCUGGAGUCCAUCAACUCGGAGCUGAAGGCCCAGAUCGAGGAGCUGAAGAACCAGAAGCAGCAGCUGGUCUACAUGUUGAACCUCCACCGACCCACGUGCAUCGUCCGGGCCCAGAACGGCCAGACGCCAGAGGACGAGAGGAACCUCUUCAUCCAGCAGAUCAAAGAAGGGGCCCUCCAAGGCCUGAUGCUGCCCUCCCCCGUGCUCACCCACCCCUCAGUGCCCACCUCGUGUGGGUCCCACUGACUCACAGACUGCAGGGGAAGCCUGGCCCCCCUGGCCGCUACCUGCUGGUGAAAAGCCCUUCCGUCAGAGCACUUUCCAUUCGUAACCUUAGCGACUGCUGCCGACUCAAACCCGGGACUGACAUCACAAGGUGAUCCUCCCUUCCACGUCCCGAAGUCACCGUGUGACCACAGCGCGUCAAGGAACCAUCAUGGCACUAAAGAAGAAAAAAAAGUUUUUUUUGUUGAUAUUUUUUAUUGCUAUUAUUAUUACGAUUACAAUCUUUACUUAACUUUUACACUUUUGUCUGUGGUUACUCACUGUGUGUGUUUGUCUGAAGUGUUGCAAACGUGUGAUUUCUGGCUGUCUCAGAGAGCAAAGGGCAUUGAGUUCGUAGGUCAGAUGAUUGUUUACGCAGUGAGAGAUUGCCUGUCUAGUUGAAUGCAAGCACUACACUGGAGGAUCUUCCUAAGGAACGCAGUUUGUACUGAAAGAUUGACGUGUCCGGGAGAUGAUUAUGAUGAUGACGAUGAUGAUAUUGUUGACUGUUAUUUAUGUUAUUGUGUACUUAUGUGAGACAGAGAGGCCUUGCCUCCCCCGUCAGGCAACUGUAUGAGUUCUUGCCCUGCGCAUCUUUUCUGCUGUGUCCUUUGUGGCUUUCAGUGGAAGCUGCCUCACUUUGCCUAUCAGAAGCUGCUACUAAUCCCUCAGGAAGUGUGUGUGUUGUAGGAGCCCCAGCCAUGCAGGUGACGGUACAUUCAGACGGCAGGAUCUCUUAUACGGCACAAGCGCUAGGCUUGCUCGCUCUGAGGCUUGAGGGUCAGCAUUUCCACAAGACAGAGGCCUGAUCCUCAGGACCACACAACACCAACACCACCACCCUCCACCUUAUGGAGUGAGUGCAUGCGCAUUGCCAAGCCAGUCAGUACUCUAGCCUAUAGAGCCCUAAAGGAAGAUGUUAGGUUUGUCGGUUUAUGGAUCAUUAGUAUUAAAAAGCUGCAUAUUACAGGCCUGUGAUGUCGUCCUCACUUUAGGUUGACAUUGAAGUGAGGACGAUUUCACGUAGACUCCACAACAGGAAGGGAAUUGAAGAAAGCACAUAUAGCUUUUUUUUGUCAGAAUUAUGAAUGAACUACCGCCCCUCAUGGUCUAUAACAAGAGCUUGUAAUACAUGUAUUCAUUGUACCAUGUAUAGACUAUUGUUGUGUUUGAUAAGUCAUAAGGUAUCAACCGCUGUAUUUGUGGGCAGUGUAUUUCAGAGCACACACUAUGCUGAACUGUUGAUCUUUUAUUUCAUAUGUUGUGAAUACAACUGAAAUAAAUGGCUUCAGGCUGUGUUCUCCCUGC